Pseudo-nitzschia multistriata is the source of this 5659-nucleotide messenger RNA. Lineage: Eukaryota; Bacillariophyta; Bacillariophyceae; Bacillariales; Bacillariaceae. The record is from the annotation of a GenBank genome assembly.
CGUUAGCUUAGCUACCGCUGUGUGUUUUACGAAAUGCCUAUCGYGCUAACUUCCGAAUAAUUGGACUACGUGAUAUUUUUUGAAUUCUUCUUAGUUGCUCCCGUCUUGUAGGCAAAAUAGUAUCUGCGAAUUACUUUCAGUUGAAUUCGCCUUGGUCUACGAUCAUUUGCUCUCAUGGUCACAAACGUGUGAUUCAAGGUCUCGUAGGCCCCUGUAGGCCCCGAGAAGCUCUUUUAUAGAAGGACCUGUGCCGUCCGUGAGUGACUUUCUCGACAAAAAGUAUGGUCCGACGGUGACAUAAGGAAAAGACCCUUCGUCCACUUGUUCCUGGAUGCUCUGUUUGUUGUCAUUGACCAACGCGUCGAUCGAUUCUUUAUCCUGGUUAAUGCCACUUCUCCCGGUACAACCAACUUGUAGUGCAGURUCCUUUCUCUUGCUUUUACGGUGCACGGGUCUCUUUGGGAUAGAAUUGAGAGUCGCAAGUUCGCCGGGCUUGUUCAAGACUGGCAUAUGAGAUUUGUGAGCUGGGUGAUUUUGCUGUUGAUUUUGCUGUCGACAUUGAUGCCGCUGUCUCUUCUUUCUUUGGACGCUCUGAUUGAUGGCAUUGMCGAACUCAAUCGUGUCGACCGAUUCGUUAUCCUCGUCAUUGCUUGUUCUCCCGGAACAACCAUUUGGAAACUCAAUCGUGUCGACCGAUUCGUUAUCCUCGUCAUCGCUUAUUCUCCAGGAACAACCAUUUGGAACAUUCAUGAUGACUGGUAGUGCGGUGUCCGUUAUAUUGCUUUUACUGUGCAAGGGGCUAAUGAUAAUCGCAUGAUCGCCGGGCGUGUUCAAGGAGUCUAUGUUUUGCUUGCGCGCCUUCUUUUUCCAGCUAUCCUUGCCAUCAUCCAUCGACAUCCCAGGCCGCUGUUUCUUCUUUGGCAUCCUUCGGCUGGUGUCCUCGUCGCGUGGUCGAUGAUAGUAUGGUUGAUCAUCGGUCGCAGCGCUUGUUGACCAAUCGACCGCAGGGCGGGACGAAAGACGCUUCUGUCGGCACCCAUGCCCCGGUCGGGACGACACCACGGUUGAGGGAUCAUUCAUCACGCGCGGAUUUUCGGUUUUGUAAUUGCUGAUGCUAACAGCGCUUGCGAGCACUACCGGCGCCAUCAGGGAUGCGUAAGGGUGGUCUUCCCAUGAUUGCUUCUGUUCCUCUUGAUGRAGCAGCGACGAUUCCAUGAUGAAUUGUUUCUUAGAAUGUGCGAUGUUACUCUGAACGACAGAACGUUUGAGAAUGCUUUCCUGAACGAUUUGAAUAACUUGAUGCGCGCAAGCAGCUUGUGUCAUCAACGGUUUUUCUUUAACCAAUCGUGGCUCAGAAAUAUUGAAUGUGAAAUAGCUUGAUGAAGCUUCUUUCAUCAAUUCAUCAACCAGUUUAAGCUUCAAACAGCGAAGAUCAAAAUGUGAACUUCCAAAAUGUCCCGGUAGAAAGUCUACAAGGUUCUACUGAGCUGUUUUUGGAGUUUAGAACUUGAAAUUACAGUAUCACUUAUUGCUCUCUGGCGGAGUCYGGUUUCAAUUGUUACGAAACUCGUAGUAAGCUGCUCUGACCAAAGACAGCUUGUUUUCUCAAUGGACAUUUUUCGGCAAGGUCUUUCGCGCGCAAGAAGCUCAUGUCAUCCACGGUUUUUUUUUAAACCAAUCGUUGCUCAGAAAUAUUGAAUGUCACUACGGGGAACCGUAGGAAGUAGAGGACCUAUAAUUGUACACGUGUGCCCUAAUAGCUUGGUGACACGUGGCCAUGUAUUAUCUAUUUAUCAAUUUUUUAAUCUCGAUUUAUCCCUGAUUUUUCCUCUGUGUAUUGUCUAUUCUCUUUUUAUUGACAGUUUCCUUCAGUUGGCCGAGGAACAAAGAAAAUUAAUAUUCACUAUUGUCCUUACCUACCAAUCCUUAUCUACCAAAAACAGAUCAUACGAAGAGUUUUGAAUGGUCGCACGGGAAACCAUAAACAAGUUCGCGGGAAACCUAAAACAAGUUCGGAGAGUCUUGAGAUUCGUGGUUACCGUGUGUUAAUUGAGUCUCCAACGCCAAUUUCUAGAAUUUUGAGAACGGCGUUCUAGACAUUGCCACCACAGGACAAACAUUUUAUGCAAGACACUACAUGGUCACGUCAUUGCCAAGGUUGUCAAGAAUUGCUUCUGGCAAAUUAAUUAAGUAUUACCUGUAAAAUAACAAUUGAAAUUACUUUAGCUAGUUGAGGUACUGGGAACGUUUACUAUUUUACAUUCUGAAUGUCAGCAGCAGCAUAGGCUGUGUAGUAGAAAUGAGUACUCCUGUGUUUUUUGCUUCAAUUUAACGUCCUGAAUACUCUGCUUUGCAGUCUGAAUAUUGGCAGGAAAGGAUGUCCUUCUCCCUCAUUUUUAAGGUAUGUGCAGGACCCAAAUAAUUGUUUUGGGAGGGUAGCAUGCUACCACAUUUAAGAAUGCUGGUUAUUGAAAUACUAUGAUCUACGUACUAGGCCUAAGCGAUAAAUUUAACAUUCUGUAUGUUAAAUUAACAUUUGGAAUGUUAAAUUUAAGUUCCUAAUGCCUCAAUUAACCCAAUUAACAAAACUUAAAUUGUUAUUUUACGUGUAGUAUGUAGAUUACGCAUGUGAUAURAUUGGCAACCUGCUGGUGCGGUACGUGUAAUCUGUAUGUAUUCUGAUCUGUAUUCUGGAAAAACUCACUUACCAGGGCUUGAGUGYGCAUAUUUCCUUCUCUCACUUAAGGUGAGUUUUUCUGGAAUACAGAUCAGAAUACAUACAGGUUACAUGAAGUAAUGCUACUGAGGACAAGGACAAGGUCAAGAGCGUUAGCUUGAGACCAACAAGACCGAGGCUGAAGUUAGAUUACUUCAGCAGUAAUCAACUGAGGAUGAGGUCGAGAGAGUUGAGCUCACCAAAUAUUUACGYAAUCAGCAAGUUUUCUGGCUUUUUGCUUGUAUACAAAGAAGACGCUGCUAGAUACUACAGAUGCUGCUAGCAGAUACUGUGGAUGCUGCUGGAUAUGGAGGAUGCUGCUGAUACGAGUUGCUGAUAUGGAGGAUGCUGCUGAUACGAGUUGGUGCUGCUGGAUACGGAGGACGCUGAUACUGCUGAUAUGGAGGAUGGUGCUGAUACAGAGGCUAGCUAGCUGAUAGUACAAGUUGCUGAUAUGGAUGAUGAUGCUGGUAUGGAGGAUGGUGCUGGAUGCGGAGGACAUUGAUACUGCCACCACCAGUACUACUAGUACUAGUAGUAGUACUAGUACUACAAAAUAAUAAUACUCAAAUUUUUGUACUAUUAUGGUUCAGCCAAUCUACUAACAUUUUUGUGGCAAAAACCAUGUUGGACCAGUAUUCAAUUUCUGGAACACAGUAAUCCUGUGAGCAGGCAUGCACUCCAUUCAGGUGCAAGAAAUAGUAUUAAGACAAAAAAUAAAUACCAGUGGUGUUUCUUAGUGCGGGGUGAUUUUAGUAUCACUCAUAGUAAUCUUGGGCGUGUAAAUGCAAACAAAAAGCAAGCAGCUGGUCAAUUACAAACUUAUUUGUAUUUUUGUAGUAUUGUGUCUACAAUUGCAUGACCAGGAAAAGUUCCUAACUGUGAGGUGUUAAUCAUUACUAUGGCAAAACUGCCUUGAUGUUCAUCUACUACUACUACUAGUACAAUCUGCUAGUACAACAAAAAUAAAUAAUUCUCUGUGGUUUUCAAACGAUUGUGGCCGAUUUUGUGGCCAACUUCUUUGAGAAAGCGAAAACUUUUUGUCGAAUCAUGUCACUACGGGUUAUGGAUACGUAGUGUGUCGGACAUGUCGUACGUACGUAACGUACGGUACGUACAAUUGCUAUCGCUUUUAAAAUAGAAGUACCAAAACAACAGCCACAACUAGAAUCGACACCACAAACGCAACCAACAAUGACGAGUUCUUGGUCCCGACGUCCGGUCCCCUCUCUUCAGCCGCUGAUAACCGUUCUUCUGCUGUUCGUAGCAACCAAMUUUUACAACUGCAACCACAAUUGUAGCUGCAAUCUGGCUCGGGCCACAGCUACCAAGAACGAAGAGACGAGCCAUGGCAAGCUCCCGACCCACAUGGAACCCGAUGUCCGACGCUACCAGGGCGUCCUUCCCAACGAAAUCUGCGAUCAAUUAAUAGAACUGGGCGAAAAGGAAGGGUUUCCAUUAGAGUUUGAUUCGAUCGACGCAGAGCAACACUCCUACAAGACGAACCAGGUCAGCCAGGCGAUCGACGUCGUGGACGAAGAUGGAACCGUCAACUACCCGGAGAUGUUUGCCCUUUUGGAACCAUAUAUCCCCAAAAUGGCAGAGCUCAUUGUAAACCAGCGCGACGAACAAAUCCACCGAAAGGUAGUUGGGGAGAUGACGCAACAGACGCCAAGCGAUGAUUCCAACGAUCCGUUUCUGCCGAAGUUGGGAUGGAUCUUCUACCGAAAGUACGCUCCGGACAGCAAGCGGAACUCGCUGAUUCCCCAUUUCGACAGCAAUCUCCACACGAUCAAUAUCGCGCUAAACGACGACUUUGAGGGUGGGGGGGUAUUUUACAUCAGGCCCGCGUACGCYAGAAACCCCGAUUGGAGGGAUCCCAAAAGGCAUAACGACCUCUACAGGGGAAUCGACGGAGACGGCGUCCCGGAUAUUGAGGACCACCAACUCACCUACCGGUGGGUCAACAGACUCAAACACGAAAACACCUCCGACGUGGUCUUUCCGUUGCUAAACAAGGGCGACGCCSUGAUCCAUAACUAUACCGUCUGGCACGCGGUUGCCCCUCUCACCAAGGGAAUACGCUAUUCGAUGGUUCUUUUUUUCGACAUGCACAAUCCACUCCURCCUGAGUACUCGUACGAUGACGACGAUGAGUACGAUGGCGACGAUCACGAARGCCAAAACGAGGGGCAAGACGAUGACGACAACGGCUACGAUAGUGGCAUCGAGGAGGAUCACAGCGAAGACAACAUCUACCGAAURCAAAUUACCCUUCGACACGGACUGAAGGAAUGCGAUCCCGCUACCGGUACGGUCGUUCCGAUGAAAGACAACGUCCACAUAGUAUUAGUGAACCGGACCGAGCUGGAGAGGCAGAAGGGGGAGCAAACCGAGCACGACGUUGACAAAAUCAUGGUGGGAAAAAUUUCCGACGGUGAUGGCGAAAGCAGCAGCCAGAACGACCUGUUUGCCGUGGUCGCCACGAACCUGCGUCCCGGUAAUUUUUAUAGAAAUAACUUGAGUGUUCCYGGUGAAAUCUAUCGGGCAAUCCGGUCCAAGAGAUUGACAACUACGGAAGGAUCAAACAUACAGAACAAAGAGCACGGUGGAUCUGAGGUGUUCGAGGUACUUGAUGAGUUCCGAGUAACCAUAGGAAAAAGGUAUUACGAAUAUGCCAACUCUGAGGAAGCUUCAGAGGAAUGCAAGGCCGCGCAUCUGGCCUCCAGUGUCGGUACGGYGGGRCAUUCCCCCGAGCGCGACAGCGACGCCAAACAGGGCAGUACCAACGAGCUGUGAGGGGCGACCCACCACAGCGCAGCGCACCGAAGCAAAAAAAACGAGCAAGCGAGAAACACGAAUCGGUGGCUGAUGAUUACGUUACKUUUGAUCACUUCCACGUGAUCUUGGAUUGUCGGUUCUUAAAAAAUAKAGUUUUUAGGA